UAGAGUAAUUACUGUUCUUUCCGUCAACUAGGGCACCCGAAUGCGGACUGGGCACCACAGCGCACCGCACACGCCCGCGUCCUCUCCCUUCUCCCUUCGGAACUCUUUCGCGGCUUGAGAGAAGAGAGAACAUGGCGGUACCAGGGAGGCGAAACGGUAUGCUGGACGAAGACGAAGAAGAACAAGAUGCUCUUUUUCAAGAAGAAGAAGACGACGACGACGUCGACGAACUUCUGGAAACCGAGUCCGACACGCCUCCGCACCUCCGUGACCUCGCCUCCGCCUCCGAGCUCGGCGACGUCGACGCCCUCCGCCGCGCUCUAGAUAACUUGAGUGGCAGCAUAGAUGAACCAGUGGAAGAUGGGGACACUGCUCUUCAUCUUGCUUGUCUCUAUGGCUAUCUACCUUGUGUCCAGCUAUUGUUGGAAAGAGGAGCUAGCUUGGAGGUCAAGGAUCAAGAUGGGGCAAUUCCUCUGCAUGAUGCAUGUGCAAGCGGAUUUACGGAGAUAGUUGAAGUUCUAAUUAACAGCACCAGCAAUCCAGAGGCCGUGAAGAGAGUGCUAGAAUCAGUUGAUGUUGAAGGUGAUACUCCUCUUCAUCAUGCGGCCAGAGGUGAACACGAAGAUGUUAUAGGAUUGCUACUGGCUGCUGGUGCUUCUCCUACAAAGACAAAUCUCUAUGGCAAGGCCCCAAGUGAGCUGGCUGAUCCUAAUACAGAAGCUAGGAGAAUUCUCGAAGCUGCUGCCAAUGCCAUGUAAUGCCAGUAGUUGAGGCCAAAAAAAGAAGAAGGUUGAAGAUGCUGAACUUGUUUUGAUGUUUUUUAAGGUAGGAAACACCAAAAAAUAAUAAUAAUUAAAGAAAUUUUUUUUUCAUUAGUUACCAGUUGAGAACAUAGGAGAUGGCUUCUCUGUGAUAUUUCUAUUACGGUUUUAAUACGUUGUUUUAAUACACAUAAGCUAGGAGAUGGCUUUUGUGUGAUACAUCUCUUACGGUUUUAGUACAUUGUUUUCUGUCUUAA
This is a messenger RNA of Rhododendron vialii, 1018 nucleotides long. RefSeq lists its product as uncharacterized. Bases 132 to 758 code for a protein of 208 amino acids. Gene Ontology annotation, molecular function: protein binding. Lineage: Eukaryota; Viridiplantae; Streptophyta; Magnoliopsida; Ericales; Ericaceae. The record is from RefSeq and is a predicted model, not a curated record. Gene Ontology annotation, biological process: protein ubiquitination; positive regulation of protein catabolic process. The transcript has 6 exons.